AGUAUCCAUUCAGCUCCUCCCCCAAGUUCUUUCAGACCAAUUGGUGGAAAAAAAAGGAAUGACUCUUUCAUAUCAACAAGAUCAGUAGCUUGUUCACCACAGCCUUCUUUAAGGAGAAGGAGUCCUCCAUUAUCUCCAAGAAUGGGUCCUCAAACAGAACUUGAGGGUUCUCCUUAUCCUCCACACAGAGCCUCAUCUCCCAUCCAAAGAAUGGGAUCUCCAAGACCAUUGUCUCCUUCUGCUUCUAGAUCUCAGCGACCUCUGUCCCCUACCCCAUCAAGACUUUCUGGUAGAAUCCAGCAAGACUCACAAAAUCUACCAAGCCAUUCAUCCACUCGCAGAUUCAGAGGAUUUGGCCGAAACAAAGUACCUAUGGGUACUGUUAAACCGUCCCCUGUCAAUCCAGUUUUCCGAAGAAGAAGCCGUCAAGAUGCUCCCCUAAUGCAGAAUGUUGCUCCACUCAGAUCCUCCAUUCAUAAUGGAACAGUGGGUUCAGGACCUAUGAGUCGAAGCACAACCACCUCUCCUGUUAUGUUAACAAGACAAGGUUCUAGAGUAACAGGAUUCAGAGACUCAAAAAGAUUUUUCCCACCAGGAACUCCAAAUGCUCAGAGAGGUUUUCAUAGACCUGUUGGGAGAGGUCGUCCUGUUGUAAGAGUACCAAUAAAUCCUGUUCCAGUGAGGCAGUCGGUAAGGGGGGCAAGUCAUCCUGUUGUAAUGAAUGGCCAAGCACCUUUCCCACAACAAAUUUCAAUGAAUGGCCAAGCACCUUUCCCACAACAAAUUUCAAUGAAACAGCCAGCACCACCAUCACCACAACUUUCCCUCAGGCAUAUACCAAAUCCAGCUCUUUCACCUCAGCUAUCAACAAGACCAGGUUCACCUCAGCUAUCAAUGAGAUCUGGAUCGCCACAGCUUCCAAUAAGACCAGGCACACCUCACCUCCCAAUGAGACCAGCUUCACCUCACUGCCCAGCGACACCUGGCUCACCAAUAGCGGUACACUCUCCAUUACCUGGGAAUCUCUCAUCGCCUGUAUUAACAAAUGCUUUGCAUAAUCAAGCCAUUAAUCGUUCCUCCCUCAGGUCUCCAUUUACACCUGGUCUUCAGCCUCAGGAGGUGACGUCUUUUGGUCAGACAGUUGUGCAAGGUCCCUCUCUUCUCUUAUCAAAUGCUUUACAGAAUCCACAUCUCUCCACUACUUCUUAUAAUUCACCUCUUCAGAGAUUCAAGUCUGUUCAGUCUCCACUUCACAUACCGCAGAUCAAUCAGGGUGCAAUUCAGUCUCCUUCUCCAGUUUUGACGAAUGCAUUGCAGAACCCACAGCUCCGUAAUGCUGUGUAUAGCUCACCCCUACAGCGACCUGUAUCUCCCCAUUCAGGAGUGACACCACCACAUGUUCAGGCUACUGAUCAAAGCUCUAUAAUGCUGAGUAAUGCUCUACAAAAUCCUUAUCUUCGCAGUGCUUCAUUCAGCUCCCCCUUACAAAGAAUUGCAUCUCCACAUCCAAUGGUAGCACAGCAGGACACCCAGAAAAAUAUGCAGUCUUCUUCAGUUCUUGCAAGUGCAUUGCAGAAUCCUCAUCUGCGAAAUGCCUCAUAUACCUCACCACUUCAAAGAAAUGUAUACACUCCAAUGGUGACACAACCUAAUCAACAAACAGCACAAGUUUCACCAUCUUUAUUGUCCAGUGCACUACAGAACCCUCAUUUACGCAAUGCCUCAUACACUUCUCCUUUACAGAGAAGUCCUACACCUUUUCGUCAAGCACAAGGACCUUCUUCUAUUUUAUCUAGUGCAUUAAAGAAUCCAAACAUCCAGGGUGCUUCUUUUCGACUACCUGAUGGGUCAAUAAUAUCUAGAAACUCAGGCAGUGAAAGAGAGGACACCACCCCAUCUCUUUUGUCAAAUGCUUUGCAAAACCCAAGUCUCCGUAAAGCAGCUUACAGGUUGCCAGAUGGUACAAUCACACUUAGAAAUGAAGUGCAACAACCAGCUUCAUCUCCUUCUCUGUUAUCCAAUGCCCUUCAAAAUGCCAAUGUUCGAAAAGCAUCUUACAGACUCCCUGAAGGAUCUAUUUUGUCUCGAAGUUCUGAACAAGUAAAUGAAACAAAACCAUUUUCACCUUUUUUAGGAAAUGCUCUACAGAAUCCCAACCUUCGUAAAGCUUCUUACAGACUCCCAGAUGGAACUCUCCUAUCUCAAAAUCAAAAGACAGAAAUGUCACCCUCCCCUAUUCUUUCAAAUGCUCUUCAGAACACAAGCCUCCGAAUGGCUUCGUACAGGCUUCCUGAUGGAACACUUUUAACCAAGAGCUCUGAACAGGAAGCAGAACAAAAUAUUACAUCCCAUUUGUCAAGUGCUUUGCAAAAUGCAAAUCUUCGCAGUGCUUCUUAUCGACUGCCCAAUACCUCAGGCCUAUUCAGAAACCCCAACAAAAAAGAACAAACCUCAGUGCUGUCAAGCGCGCUUCAGAACCAAAAUCUUCGUAAGGCCUCCUACAGACUGCCAGAUGGAUCAAUCAUGGCUAGGGGUAAAACAGCUGAAAGUGGUCAACCCUCUUCACCAUUUCUGGGAAAAGCACUGAAGAAUACUAAUUUACAUAAAGCCUCCUUUAAGUUGUCCACAACUUUCGGGAGUUCUCCAGAGGACCCAAGGUAUGCAGUGGUGACACCUCAGGUUCAGGGUCAACCUGGUGAACACUGGGCACAAAUCCAAACAAUAGAUCUUCAUGAGCCAGAUGAUGUCUGGUCUUCAGAAAGAGUCCUUCCACAUCAUACUGUGCAGAACCUCACAAAAUGGUCCAUGUACAGGGAUGAAGAAUUGGUGGAUUUUGUCAUUCCUGUGUAUCCUGGGCAAGAGGCUGAUGGUACUGAGCCUGAGUGGUUACCAGACAGGGAGGGUGAACCUCAAGGGCACUGGUAUGAUAAGGUACAGCUAAUAUUUUGGACAUAA
Messenger RNA from Colossoma macropomum (tambaqui), 2955 nucleotides. RefSeq names its product serine/arginine repetitive matrix protein 2-like. The record is from RefSeq and is a predicted model, not a curated record. Lineage: Eukaryota; Metazoa; Chordata; Actinopteri; Characiformes; Serrasalmidae. Bases 142 to 2955 code for a protein of 937 amino acids. The transcript has a single exon.